AUGGCAAAAACUAAAGCCACCAGCGACGCCAAAUUGUCAAAGGAAGAGCGCAAGGCGGCUCGCAAAGCUGAGAAGAAAGCCGUCAAAGUCGAAGAUGCGGGCGUGAAGAAAGUCAAAACAGACAGGAAGGAUAAAAAGGAGAAGCGCAAAGCACUAGCGGAGAAAGCUCUGAAUGAACUCAAAAGUGAGAGCGGGAAGGUGAAGGCUAAAAAGGGGAAGAAAGCGCCCAAGGAAGAAAGUGAUGAAGAAGCGGACGACGAGGGAGUUGCCGUGGAGGAGGUGAAUGGAGCAGAGGAAGAGGAUGGAGAUGAGGAUGAGGACGAGGUUGUCGAAGGGAAGACAGAGGUGGCACUACCAUCCAAGCCGGUAGGCGCAUUGGUGCCCUUUGCAAACCCCCUGGCCGACGAGAAGGGUGCGAAGAAGAUAUUCAAGUGUGUGAAAAAAGCCGCCGUUCAGCGCACACUCAAGCGUGGUGUCAAGGAAGUUGUCAAGGCACUGCGCAAAUCGCCUCACUCAAUGCCUUCUUCCAACUCACUGCCCAUCGGCAUCGUCGUACUUGCCGCCGACAUCUCCCCCAUGGAUGUUAUUUCCCAUAUUCCCGUGCUCGCCGAGGACCAUGCCGUUCCAUACAUCUAUGUUACUAGCCGCGCGGAACUGGGCACUGCCGGUCAGACGAAGCGACCUACGAGUGUUGUCAUGGUCAGUCGCGAUGGAGGGAAAAAAAGCGGCAAGGAAUCCAAGGAGAAAGACAAGGACAAGGAAGACGACCUCGAGAGUUGGGAGGAGACGUAUAAGAGUCUCGUCAAGGUUGUGGAGAGGGAAGGUCGACAUGUCAAGAUUUAA
This is a messenger RNA of Rhinocladiella mackenziei CBS 650.93, 843 nucleotides long. RefSeq lists its product as uncharacterized. Lineage: Eukaryota; Fungi; Ascomycota; Eurotiomycetes; Chaetothyriales; Herpotrichiellaceae. Gene Ontology annotation, molecular function: box H/ACA snoRNA binding. The transcript is spliced from 2 exons. Gene Ontology annotation, biological process: snRNA pseudouridine synthesis; rRNA pseudouridine synthesis; ribosome biogenesis. The record is from RefSeq and is a predicted model, not a curated record. Gene Ontology annotation, cellular component: box H/ACA snoRNP complex. Bases 1 to 843 code for a protein of 280 amino acids.